AUGACGACGAUGGGAAUCAAUGGCUUCGGCCGAAUUGGGCGCCUGGUUUUUCGUGCAGCCGUAGAGAAUCAAAGUGUUACAAUGAUUGCUGUUAAUGAUCCCUUUAUGGACUUGGACUACAUGCAGUAUCUCUUGAAGUAUGACUCCGUCCACAAGAGGUUUAACGGCACCGUCACCACCAAGAAGGAGGGCACUGAGGAGUAUUUGGUCGUCAAUGGUUUAAAAGUGCGGGUCUUCCACGAGAAGGAUCCGGCUCAGAUCCCUUGGGGCAAAGUCGGAGCCAAGUACGUCUGUGAGUCGACCGGCGUGUUCUGCGACAAGGAGAAGGCGUCGAAGCACUUGAAGGGUGGAUGCAUGAAGGUCAUCAUCUCGGCUCCUCCCAAGGACAAUACCCCGAUGUUUGUGAUGGGUGUCAACCAAGAGAAGUACACCAAGGAUUUGGAGGUGGUCUCCAAUGCCUCUUGCACCACCAACUGCCUUGCUCCACUGGCAAAGGUGAUCAAUGACAGCUUUGGCAUUGCUGAGGGCCUCAUGACCACGGUGCAUGCGAUGACGGCCACGCAGCUCACAGUGGAUGGUCCAUCUCGUGGUGGAAAGGACUGGCGUGGUGGGCGCUGUGCUUCGGAGAACAUCAUUCCAUCUUCCACAGGAGCCGCCAAGGCAGUUGGCAAGGUCAUUCCGGCCAUGAAUGGCAAGCUGACGGGCAUGGCCUUCCGAGUACCGACUCCUGAUGUCUCGGUCGUGGAUUUGACCUGCCGCUUGGAGAAGCCAGCCACCAUGGAUGAGAUCACUGCGGCAAUCAAAAAAGCAGCUGAUGGCCCGAUGAAAGGCAUUUUGGGCUUCACUGAUCACGAGGUGGUGUCCACCGACUUUGUCACGUGUGCCUAUUCCUCGAUUUUUGACAAGACUGCCUGCAUCGCGCUCAACGACAAGUUCGUGAAGCUUGUGUCUUGGUAUGACAAUGAGUGGGGCUACUCCAACCGUUUGGUCGAUCUCGCAGUGCACAUGUCCCAGGUAGAUGGUGUCAUUCCACCUCCAGCCAAGAUUGAGAGCAUCAAGGCACGCGAGAUCUUUGAUUCGCGCGGAAACCCCACGGUCGAGGUCGACCUGGUCACGAACGACCAUUUGUUCCGCGCCGCCGUCCCGAGCGGAGCCUCCACGGGCAUCUACGAGGCCUUGGAGCUUCGAGAUGGAGACAGCAAGAGGUUACUUGGAAAAGGUGUGCUGAAGGCCGUCCAGAAUGUGAAUGAGAGAAUCGCACCAGCUCUCGUUGGCAUGGAUGUCACCAAGCAGAAGGAGAUUGACAAGAAGAUGGUAGAGCUGCUGGAUGGCACUCAGAAUGAUUGGGGUUGGUCCAAGUCCAGCCUCGGUGCCAAUGCGAUCCUGGCGGUCUCGAUGGCGGUGUGCCGCGCCGGGGCAGCUUCCAUGGAAAUGCCUUUAUACCAGUACUUGUCAUGCCUCUCUGGCAGACCCACUGAUAGCUAUGUCAUGCCAGUUCCGUCCUUCAAUGUCAUCAACGGUGGCAGCCAUGCUGGAAAUCGCUUGGCAUGCCAGGAAUUCAUGAUCCUCCCAGUGGGAGCCAAGUCCUUCAGAGAAGCGCUGUGCAUUGGUUGCGAGGUUUAUCACUCGUUGAAGAGCUGCAUCAAGAAGAAGUACGGACAGGAUGCCUGCAAUGUGGGCGAUGAGGGUGGAUUUGCGCCGUCAGUUCAGGACAACAACGAGGCGCUGGAUGUUCUCAUGGAUGCCAUUGAGAAGUCUGGACACAAAGACAAGGUGAAGAUUGGAACAGAUGUGGCUGCAUCUGAGUUCUACAAGGAUGGCAAGUAUGACUUGGACUUCAAGAACCCUGCUAGCAAGGCUGCUGAUUGGAAGACAGGAAGCCAGAUGGCAGAUUAUUAUCAGGCCUGGUUCGCCAAGUAUCCCUUCGUCUCGAUCGAGGACCCCUUUGACCAGGAUGACUGGGCAGCCUAUGCCGAGUUCAACAAGAAGUGUGGCAAGGAUGUCCAGAUUGUCGGUGAUGACUUGCUGGUCACCAACACAAAGCGUAUUGAAAAAGCUUUGGACGUUGGAGCAUGCAAUGCUUUGCUCCUGAAGGUGAAUCAAAUUGGAUCCAUCACAGAGGCCAUUGAUGCGGCCAACAUGUCGAUGCAGAAUGGCUGGGGAGUCAUGGUCUCCCAUCGCUCGGGAGAGACGGAGGACUCUUUCAUUGCCGAUCUUGUGGUAGGCCUUCGCACAGGUCAGAUCAAGACUGGCGCACCCUGCCGUAGCGAGCGUUUGGCGAAGUACAAUCAGCUCCUUCGGAUUGAGGAAGAGCUCGGCACCAAGGCUUUUCAAGAUGCCUUUGCUCGGCAUCAGAUUCUACAUGUGCAGUCGAAGAAGAGAUCGGGCGAUGGGAGGCGGAUUGGACUUGCGACGCUGCGGCGGCUCUAUGGGGCACAUCCAGCAGUUCUCCGUCGAGCUUUCAGUCUGGAGAGCCGUGGCACCUUGCCGCCGCACGAGGAUCCCCUCGAGCAGCUCCUGGGCGCUCCCAGGGCACCCGGAGGUUCAUGGUAUGCUUCCUGCGUUUUGCAGCGCAGUCGACGUGCGCUAAGCGAGUUUCUCUCCCAAGCCUUACCCAAAGGAGUUCCUCACUUCUUGCAGAGGUCUCCAAAGAGCCUCGCCUCUAGAUGCCGCCCUCCAACGCACUCAGCAGCUGCCUGGGUCUUCUUUGGCAGGAAUGCCAGAGGCCGUGUCUUACGUGGUCGCCCCGAACACACGGAUGCGAUUCAGCACAGCGGCACCUGGCACGUGCAGCUCAAGGGUCAGAAGGCGAAUGAUUCUGACCUUCGACUGAGGAACCUUGUGAAGUCUUUGCCGAUGAAAGACUGGGACUGCGAGUUUUUCAGGGAGAACAAACUUCUUCGCAGAGUUAAAGGAAGAAGAGAAUAUGGAGACAAAAACGCAAGCCAAGAAGAGUGGAAGUCUUUGAGGGACAUCCUGGAUGACCAGCCUAAGCAAGAGAAUCCCAGCGCCUCUCCAUACUAUGUUGGCCUCAAAGAUGUCCUUCAUGAUCCGGGAGACGUGGCUCACGAUCCACUUUUCAGCCAAACUUGGUCGCGACAGGUUCUCGAGUUGGUCCAGGAGCAUACCGCCACCCCAAGCUUCAUGAGCGAUGCGAACUUGGGGAUGCUGCAAAGCACCCCGGAGUUUUGGUUUUUACAAGCUGGAGCUGGUACUCAUGGUGCCAAAGCCCAUGUGGAUUCACAUUCAGAGUCCACCUGGAGUAUGCAGCUGUGUGGAACCAAGCGUUGGCGCUUGUCCCCCAUUGGUCAGAGGAAUGCUCCCCAUGUGAUGAAGAUCUAUCAGGAUGGGCAGAUCUAUGAACGAGCUGAACAAUCUUCCUGGAAUAUAUUCGAGGAAGUUCUACUGCAUCCGGGUGAUGCACUCUUCUUUGGCCCUGGCUUCAUCCAUGAAACUCUGAAACACGGAACUGCUCCUGCUGCCUCGGUCACGUGGCAGUUUGACAAACCUUUGCCCACCACCUUCCUUCGCAAAUUCCUGGUCCGUCUACGCUUCACACCAGAUCUCUUUGAGACGUGGCGGCAGAUGGAGCGCUUGAUGCGACGUGCCAAGAUGAGUGAUUGGCAGACGACGCAAGCAGACCUCGAUCUUCGAGAUAUUCUUGAUGUGAAUGGGGAUGGCAAAGCUACCCUGGAAGAAAAGACCAUGGUGCUGAACAUUUGGGAUUUGGUCAUCGAACGUGUUAGAUCUCAGGUGCCGAAGAAACUGCAAAGGCUCAAGCUGGGGAUGGGUCAAAUUGUGCAUGAUGAGCAAGACUUGCUGCACAUGCCCAGCAAGAUUCAAUCCGCCGUUCGAAGUUGGGAGAAGAAGGCGUUUGGCUUGGAUGAGGCCACGGCCACAGCCCAUUUACAUACCGAGUUCAAGUCUUGA
Molecule: messenger RNA, 3930 nt
Organism: Durusdinium trenchii
Lineage: Eukaryota; Dinophyceae; Suessiales; Symbiodiniaceae
Source: the annotation of a GenBank genome assembly